Messenger RNA from Xiphophorus couchianus (Monterrey platyfish), 2367 nucleotides. RefSeq lists its product as uncharacterized. Lineage: Eukaryota; Metazoa; Chordata; Actinopteri; Cyprinodontiformes; Poeciliidae. The transcript has a single exon. Bases 544 to 1257 code for a protein of 237 amino acids. The record is from RefSeq and is a predicted model, not a curated record.
AGGUGAGAUUGUAACCAAUAGGUAUAGAUUCAACAUUUACAAGAAUCUGUCUGACUUUAAAAACGAACGCAGGUCUUUAGUCGCCAUCUAACUGUUGCAUGGAGGGCUAAACCGAUAAAAUCUACUGUGACAGUUUGAAUGACCUGCGGUGGAAAAUCUUGAGCCCUGCAGUGGACCACAUCCAGGCAUACAGCAUAGUUCUAUUACGGGGAAGAGAUUGUCAUUAAGACUUUGCCCAUUGUUGGCACUGAUUAACAAGGGCCGACGUUUUUAGAUUAAUUAACAAAAUAGGAAAAAAAUUGGGUCACUUGACACGGUGUCAAAGGGAUAGUGGCGCCAUAAUUAAUGGUCAUUCUAGCCUCAGCUUUGAGUUACACUGGAGCCUACUUGUCUAACUGAUAACCCUCUUAGACGAAUGUCACCUACCCGAGUCGCAGACAUGCUUGUGGAUUCAUUAACACCCCACUAAAGGACUCUGUUUUUCCCUAAAGAUAUGCAGUAAGAAUUUUUCCUCAGUUCUUGAUUUGGAAACCUCUCCACAGGAUGGCUUCUGCAAGUGGUAAAGCUGAAAAAGCCUCAAAAUUUGAGAUGCUGAAACUUUUGGAAAACUGCCGGAAGGAAAGAGAUGAUGCUUUACAACGGGAAAGUGCUCUCAGGGAAAAACUCAGGCAAAAUGAGACAAGGUUGCGUUCAACUGAGGGCCUGAAACAAAAACUGAAGAGCUUGACUGUGGACAACAAAGAGCUUAGAAAGCAAGUGAAGGCUCUUCGGACUGAUAUCGGAUUGGAGAGAAGCCCCAACUUUUCAGGGAAGACCACCAAAGACAUAGUCAAUGAUUUUGAAGAAAAGGAGCGCGAGUGCAACUCCUUAAUAGACAAGACCGGGAAACUUAGAGUGACCAUUGAUGACUUGACAGCAGAGCUGUCCAAUGUAACCACCUCCAAGAUGCUCUUAGAGGACCAAGUGCAGUCUUUACAACAAAAUCUCAAGGAUAUGACAAAUAAUCAGCGGCGUCUGCUGAAGCUGUGGGACGACAAGAAGACCCAGAGGGAGCAGCUCGCUCUUCCUGCAAUUGUUCAGAAACCCUUCACCCACAAAGAAAUUCAAACUGACAUGUCCAUAAGCUCAUACCAGAAGCUCCCACCUAAUGCUUUUGAGACCAAGCAGAUUAGACAGGAUGGAGACAAGGACAAUUUAUCUUCCUUUGGUAAUGGCUUUCAUUAUAGCAGAAAGAGUUCUGUGGACAAUGAAACCUAAUGACUUCAGUUCUGGCAGUUCAUGCAAGGAUGGUAACAGUAACACUAAAAUGAAUGAUUCAAUGAAUUUCUGAAUUACUAUGCUUGAAACAUAUCUGUAACAAAGAGGCAAAUCCUAUAAACUCAAAUAUGACAUGUCAGUUGAAACUGAACUGGCUCAAAGAGCAAAUUUGUUUUGCGAACAAUGACUUGUUUUUUUUUAUAAGUUGUUGCUGUGUUGUCUUUUCUUUCUUUUUUAUAAAAGAAAUAUAUUGACGUUUAUGGUGUAAACAAUAGAAUAUUUUUUAGUACACCGUGCAAUUAAAUUCCAUAAUGGUAGAUAUGAUCAUACCUGCUGAGAAGCCAAUGGGACAGUAGACAUAGAAGACCAUCUGAACAUGAUAUUCUGUUUAGAUGACAUAAACUAUCAUAUGACUGUAUAUCUACUGUAUAUAUUGUGUAUAUAGAUAAAAUACAUAAAAUAUAAAGCCAAUUUAAUAGGCUGCAAGAAUGUAUAACUUUAAAUUGAUUAAUUUUGAAUAUUGAUGGCAUUAAAAACAUUUAUGAUGUUGAACAUAUUCUAAUUUAAUGUAUGCACAUUGCAUUGACAUAGAAAAUCAUCUAAAAGUGCAUUUAUUUCAGUAACAUGAAAGUAACAUGUUAUUCAGACCAUUACCUAAAGACUAAUAUUUUUCAAGUGUUUAUUUUAGCUAACUGAUGCCUGGGCUUGCAGCUAUUGAAAUGUGUGAUGUGAUAACUGGAGAAGCUGAGCAACAGUUCAGCCUUUUGUUCUCAUUAGUCCAGGUAAGGUGAUUCUGGCAAUGUCUCUGUUUCAUGAGUAGCUUAACACAAGGAAUAAUAUAGCUGUAGCCCAUUUGGAUGCCUUUGGAGGCAAUGACUCAAGCUGCACCACACUUUAUGAAUUUUCCCAAAUGGUCUUUAAACUAAUGUGUGCUAUCCCUGUUGCUUGCACACCUUUCUCAAGCACAUUUUUUUCCUUCCACUCAACUACUAAUAUACUCUGUGAAGAGCCAACGUCUUUAGUAAUGGCUUUCUUUGGCCUUCCCUUCUUGUGGAGUGUGUCAUUUUUACCAUGACUGUGCAGGUAAUAUCAUGACAAUAAAAAGCAUUU